AUUUAGCCUUUUCAUCUGUUUGUACUAUAACACUUGCUCUCAAACUUACGUUCCUACAAUUAUGCAAAUUACAGCUAAAAAUGACGUGCAUGGGGAAAAAAGAUGUCAGGAAGUCUAUCAUUGGCCAUUAUUUUGCAUCUAACGUUACUGACAAGGACAUUUUUCUGUACAAAACAGCAACAUUAGCGAGUUCAGACCACGCCCCUUUUUUGCUCACUUCCACAUUAAGAGCCAAACAGCGUUUAUCUUCGUUCUAUCGACCAAUCAGCGCUCUGCCGGACGACAACACGGCACUUUUCCUUCAACCACUAGUGUGUUCUGUUGAUGUGACGCAACGACUAUCAGCUGGUUUUGUUUUGCUCUACAUCUCUUUGCUCCGCUUGAAGUCGUAAACGUACAAACCUUGCGUUUCAAUCUGUGACAUAAAGGGAUCAUUUAAGUGCCGCAGUGUAUUUGCCCUCCUCUGUGUUCGGACGAUCCACAUUUUUUUUUCUUAGGUAGGUCUUCGGUUUGCCACCAUCUUUCCGAGAGGUCCGACCGAUCCCAGGCCUCCGAUCCAGGGCGGAGGGAGGGAAGGAGGUCGUUGGGAAUCGGGAUGGAGACCGAAGAGGGAGCCGACGUUCCUGGCGGCCCGGGGCUGUGCUGCGCCUCCUUCAAUCAAGACUCCACGUCAUUGGCUAUGGGGACCAAAACUGGAUACAGACUCUUUUCUGUAACCUCUGUGGAUAAACUGGAAUGCAUCCAUGAGAGCACAGAAACUCCAGAUGUGUAUAUCGUGGAAAGGCUUUUCUCCAGCAGCCUGGUGGUGGUGGUGAGUCAGGCCAUGCCACGUCGCAUGAAUGUCUACCACUUCAAAAAGGGCACAGAAAUUUGCAACUACAGCUACUCGAACAACAUUCUCGCAGUGCGCCUCAACAGACAGAGACUGGUUGUCUGUCUGGAGGAGUCCAUUUAUAUCCACAAUAUAAAGGACAUGAAACUUCUUAAGACCCUUCUCAAUACACCAUCCAACCCAUCAGGUCUGUGUGCUCUCUCCAUCAACCAUUCAAACUCUUUUCUGGCAUACCCGGGCAGUGACACCAUCGGCGAAAUUAUUGUCUACGACGCCAACAAUCUGAACACUGUGACAAUGAUUCCAGCCCAUGACAGUCCACUUGCUGCCAUCACCUUCAAUGCUUCCGGCACUAAACUGGCCAGUGCUUCUGAAAGGGGCACUGUGAUACGAGUGUUCUCUAUUCCAGAGGGUCUGCGUUUGUUUGAGUUUCGGCGGGGUAUGAAAAGGUAUGUCAACAUCAGCUCCCUUUCCUUCAGCCCGGAUGCUCAGUUUCUCUGUGCAUCAAGCAAUACAGAGACGGUGCACAUUUUCAAGCUUGAACAACAGCACAGCCCAAGCGGGGAGGAGGACACUCCCACUUGGUCAACAUAUGUAGGUAAGAUGUUCACAGCAGCCAGUAGCUACCUCCCUGCGCAGGUGUCAGGCAUGAUGAGUCAAGACCGAGCCUUCGCUACCGUUCGUCUCCAGAUGACCGGUCAGAAGAAUGUCUGUGCCCUGGCAACAAUCCAAAAGCUUCCACGAUUGCUUGUGUCCUCCUCUGAUGGGCAGCUAUUCAUCUAUAACAUUGAUCCUCAAGAUGGGGGCGAGUGCAGUUUGGUGCAGAAGCACAGGUUGUUUGGAUCAGAUUCUGAGAACGAAGACACUGAAUCUGAAAUCUCAGAGGCACCACAAGCAUGCCAGUCUUACGCUGCCACUGUGGCCAUUCCCACCUCUGGACCCGUCACGGCCACUCUCACAGGUUACUCAGAGGAUGGUGGAGCUAAAAAAGGGGAGGUGAUUCCUGAACAUGAGUUUGCUGUGGGGCCCGUGUGCCUGGAUGACGAAAAUGAAUUUCCUCCCGUGAGCAUUCGCUAACCUCCCCACAUCUGAGCACCAGACUACACAGUGUUACAUUCCAAUAAAUUGGUGCCGUGACGGAUCUGGGAGAGGCAAAGGGAGACGACCAUGAGAAGGUUAGAGAUCAGGUGGAGUCCACAGCUGUCACAGGAGGAUCCUCAGUGCAAGAUCAAGGAGUAACAAAACAACAAUAAAAAAAAACACUUCAGGGUGCUAAUUUAUUAACGGAACGGUUAAAAUGCUAAUAGCUUAAUUUUAGUUGAUCAGGGUUUUGGGUCGUUGUUACUCAAACCUCUGAGGGGUGUGUUAUAAAUAAGGUGCAUGACUGAAAUGUAACCACAUAUUGUUAUAGUUACGUAAGACAUAUUGUAUCAAAAUCGUAAUACUGUAGCAUUUUAUUCUUUUACAUUUUAACACCAUCAUAAUGAAUCAUAAAAAGAGAGGAAUUACUUUUAUAUACAGUAUUUGUUUUUGCUGUAUUGAAACUUAAUAUGUUUACAUGUUACCGUCCUGAAUAAUACAGCGGGAUGUUUUGUUUGUAUGUGCCUAUGAUAUUACUUGUGAGAGUGCAGAGUAUUUUGCUGGAUUGCUCAAGACCAAAAGAUAAAAAACAUGAAUAUGUAGGAAAUAUAUUAGGAAUGAAAUUAUGCAAAGCA
Triplophysa dalaica is the source of this 2547-nucleotide messenger RNA. It is a transcript of the gene wipi1, whose product is annotated as WD repeat domain, phosphoinositide interacting 1. Gene Ontology annotation, biological process: protein lipidation; nucleophagy; autophagy of mitochondrion. NCBI's taxonomy places the organism in Eukaryota, Metazoa, Chordata, Actinopteri, Cypriniformes, Nemacheilidae. Gene Ontology annotation, molecular function: phosphatidylinositol-3-phosphate binding; protein binding; phosphatidylinositol-3,5-bisphosphate binding. The transcript is spliced from 13 exons. Bases 596 to 1909 code for a protein of 437 amino acids. The record is from RefSeq and is a predicted model, not a curated record. Gene Ontology annotation, cellular component: cytosol; extrinsic component of membrane; phagophore assembly site membrane.